AUGAGGGCUGCCACAAGGCCUUUUCAGAUGUCAGUAGCCCCAUUCCUGUGCGCAAUGCUUUCUCCACCGAUAUCCGGUGCCUGUGAGCGGAGCUUUUGCCGCAAAACCACUUUGACGAAGCAUCAGCAUCGUUCGCACCGGCCUGGCGCGACGACUCAGCCAUCCUCCGGGGAGGCAACGCCAGAGGGAACGACAUACCAGACUCCUGUGGUUACCUCGAUAUCAUCAAAUCAGUAUAUCUUGGCGCAGCAACCAUUCUAUCCCCAGCCGCCAACUCCAAACCACGACUUUUACCCACCGCAGCAGGCUGUCUCUGUCGCUCAGGUCCCAGUUCCCGAACCACAACCCAUCGUCCCUCAGAAUGUCCCAGCUGCUGCUCCUCCUCCCCCGCCACCACCUCCGAUGGAUCCGCAGCAAUAUGCACAACUGAUGCAGCCGCGUUAUGACCCGAGCCAACGACCAAACUACAUCCCAGCAGAAUUUCAGCAGCCGCCGCCGCCGCCCUACCCCGGUCAUCAUCCCAUGGCAGCAGAUGGCCAACCCAUCAUGGUCACAUAUCAACCCGAGUUCCAAUAUAAGCCGGCCGCUCGGAUCCUAAAUCAACCAGAAGGAACCGACUGGGGCUUCCUCGGGUUGGGUUAA
Rasamsonia emersonii CBS 393.64 is the source of this 642-nucleotide messenger RNA. RefSeq names its product C2H2 finger domain protein. Lineage: Eukaryota; Fungi; Ascomycota; Eurotiomycetes; Eurotiales; Trichocomaceae. The record is from RefSeq and is a predicted model, not a curated record. The coding region runs from base 1 to 642 and encodes 213 amino acids. The transcript is spliced from 3 exons.